AGCACUACAAACAUUAGAAAAAAAUAAUUUCCAAGGAGAAGUGAAACGCGAAAGUCGUGGACAUAUCCUGCGAAUUAAUAAUUUCGUGCUUUUUUUAUUAUUAUAUCUGAUUAAACAAGUAUAUUUUACAUGGAUUUUUGUGCGUGACAAACGUGUUUUAGUAUUUAAAAUGAUUAUUGAAAAUCCAGAUGUGUUUAAAAGUUGGUUGACGUCCAUAUUGGAACCCCUCUGCGACGCGGACCCAGCUGCUCUCGCCAAGUACGUGUACGCUCUCGUCAAAAAAGACAAACCCCUGGAGGAGUUGCGCGAUGGUAUGCUAGACCAGUUGGAUGUUUUUUUGCAACAAGAAACCAAACCGUUCGUGGAUAUGCUGUUCAAAGCGCUCGACAGUCAGGAGUACCUGAAGCCGGUGGAGGGCGUGAAGAGGGAGCCCUCGCCGGCGCCCGAGCAGACCGACCUCGAGGAGACCAGACCCGUUGAGGAGCCGGAGAAUCAUGUGGCACCGCCCGCACCACAGACGGAGGAGAGGGCGCGCAACCGAUCGCCGAUAACAGCCGAGACGAGGGAAGCGAGAGACGCGGCGAGAGAAGCGAGAGAAGUGAGAGACGUGAGGCACCGGGUGGUCGUGCCCAGAAGACACCCGCACACAGAGCACACGCUUGUUAAGGUUUUACCCACAGAGCUUUUAGAGGAACCCGUCGAGGCGCCCAGGAGAAGGGACAGACGGGCGGAGAAUAUGAUACGCGACAAAGAGGAGCGCCGGCGCCGCCGCUCGCGCUCGUGGGAGCGGCGCGCGCGCGCCCGCCGACACCCCAGGGACGACAAGCGAUCCCGUUCGCCGGCGGGCGAGCGCGAGCGGGACAGGCUGCGCGCGCCGCGCGAGGCGGAGCGGGACAGAGUGUCGCGGGACCGGGAGCACAGGGAGCGGCUGUCGCGCGAGCGGGACAGGGAGCGAUCCCGCGACAGGUCGAUGUCGCCGCACGCGGAGUCGCGCAUGGAGCACAAGGACACCUUCAAGCGGAGGUGUCGAGACUUUGACGUGAAGGGCUACUGCAUGCGCGGCGACCUGUGCGAGUGGGACCACGGCAUCGACCCCGUCGUGCUGGAGGACGCGGCGCUCACGCGGGUGCUCGCCCUGCCGCCGCCCGUGCCCGAGUACAACCCGGCCACGCCGGACAUCUGGGUGGGCGGCGGCGCGUUCGGCGCGUUCCCGCCGGCGCCGCACGCGCACGCGCCGCACCACCACGCGCCGCGCGAGCUCGUGCCCAUACCCAGGGUAAGGCACGAGGCGCCGCCCGGGGCGAUGCCGCCUCAGAGACACGCGGCGCCCAAGAAAAACUUCGAUUAUAACAGACUAGGCGGCCCCCGCCCCCCGCUGCCCCCGAAACUGCCCAACUGCUCGCUGGAGGUGAAAAAAGUGCCCCAAGGACUGAAUGACAUCACGCAUUUGAACAACCACUUUAGCAAGUUUGGCAAAAUCGUCAAUAUACAGGUGUGCUUCGAAGGAGACCCGGAAGCGGCGCUAAUAACGUUCUCGAAUCCGACGGAAGCGAAUGUUGCGUACAAAAGUACCGAGGCGGUACUUAACAAUAGGUUUAUAAAACUAUUUUGGCACAACCCUGAGAAUAAACAAGAGAACGCCGCGCCGGGCGGCGUGCAGCAGAACAACAAACAGACGGACAACAGACACCCGAUGUCGCACAACAAGGUGUUCAUCAACAGAGACAACAUUAAGGCGAGCGAGAACAAGAUGCUCGCAAAGGAGAAGGAGAAGGAGAAGCUGAAAGAGACAAACGGCGCCGCCGACAAGCCGGCGCAGAACAACAACAUCGCGGCGAGCGCGGGCGCGGGCGCGGGCGUCGGCGCGGACAAGCGGCAGCAGGUGCUGGAGAUGUACCGGCGCGCGCAGGCGCUGCUGCAGACGCAGCUCUCGCAGCAGAAGCUGCUCAUCGGCCGGCUGGAGAGCGGCAAUGUGACGGAACAGCAGAAGAGCGCACUGAUGGAGGCGAUAAACGCGGCGCAGGAGGGCAUCGAGAAGCUGAGGAAGGAAUUAGUCGCGUACAACGGCCUGAUCAAGCAUAUGCAGGAGGAGAGUGUGUCCCGCUCAAUGUCGCGUCUACAAGUGAGCCAGGUGAACGCGAAGAAACCGAAGACGGCGGCCGAGGCGCAAAAGGAGAUACUGGAUGCUGAACUGGACAUCAUAACUAAGCAACAGGAGGGGCAAGAUGUCACGGAGCUAGCCAAGAAGAUUGCGGAGAUGCGCCGCCAGAUGGCGAUACAGUUCCCCUCGCACGCCGGCGCGAGGCGGAUACACUCCAGCUAUCGAAUUAUCAAGAGACGGCUUCGGGGGGGCAGGUUCAACCCGGCGAUGCGCUACACGCGCGUGGGCGCCGCGGCGAUAACGUGGGUGCCGAACGGCAAGCCGCUGGGCGGUGGUGCGGCGGGCGGGGCGGGGGGCGCCGGGGGCGCGGGGGGCGCCGCGCCCAACGGGGACGCGCCCGCCGACUGCGGCAAGGAGGCGCAGAGCCAGCAGGACCGCAGCGAGGAUGCGCUGCUCCGCUUCGACGAAGAGGAUGAGGAUGAGGCCGAGGAGGAUCGCACGUGGAGGCGUUGACGCCGCGACGCGCUCGCCCCGCCGCCGGCGGGGGGUUAGCAGUGGAGGGGCUUGUGGGGGGUUACGGGGGGUUAAGGGUGCGUUCGGGUUGUGUGUGUGUGGGGGCUGAUGUUAUGAGGGUUUGCCGGUAGGGCUUUAAGACAACAAUGAAUCUAACACGAACGGUUGGGGGUUGACAGUAAUUAGAGAGGGUAGUUAGUUUCUAAAGAAUGUAUCAUUUUUAUUACGUUUUGUAAUUUUCUUAUUGCAAUACAACAAUCUUGCACGCCUGCAAUCUGGACGCACCUUUUGUAUUAGGGUUGCCCGUUUUAAAUUGUACGGUGGCAACCCUGAUACAAAUUUAAAAUGGAGUAUAAUAUGAUAAAAAAAGUGUAUUGAGGUUGCCAACUCAUUUAACUGUGAGUCGACAACCCUUGUACUUUGUUUGUAAAAUGUGAGACGUAGGGUUGUCGACUUGCUUUUUACUUGAGUUUAUAGGGUUGUCAACUAUUGUAUAAAUAACGAGAGCUAUUACUAAAUUGAUCAAUAAAGUCACAGACUAGUCAAUGGAUUAAUUUUAGUAUUAGGGUUGAUACGAUAAAUUUCUUUAUAGGGUUACUAACUUGCAGUAACCACCAUCCACUUGUAAAUUAAAAUAACUGGUAAUUAUAAUUCCUGCUGUCACAAACGUGAUAAUCUAAUCGGUAAAUAGCAAUAUUAAGUCAGACAAACAAACAACACAAAGAAACUCAACUACCCCCAUGUCUCUCAAAUUGAUUUUAUUCUAAUGUGUUUUAGUUUUUCGUAAUUUUGCAAGUCUCUUCAAUAACUUUAAAUAUUUUCAAACUCGAUUUAUACAUGUUGGCAACCCUACGUUUAAGAUCACAAUUUUUCUACAUUUUAAUAAUGUUAUAUAUUGUUCGAAACUAUAUUGAUAUAAAUACGUUAUAUUAUAUUCGAAUCAAACAUUACACUUAUAGAAAAUUUAAUUUAGAAUACUUGAAAAAAAUUUCUAAAAUAAUUCACAUUUAGGACUUAUCAAAACUCUAAACUAAUCAACUCGCAAAGAAUCUAGUAAUAAAUUAAUCAUAGAUAAUACAAGUAUUACAAAAAAUAAAACAACAACGUCUGAGAAAUUGCAUUUUCGAAACCAAAACACCAAAUGGAACUUGGCACUCGACAAGUCUAGAGAAUAACUUAUCUAUCUAGCUUUAGAUCGAUAGUCCUAACUGAAAUCUAACGAAUCGUUUCUAACUUUGAAUUUUACAGCGAAUAACGAAAUGGCGCGAUGCUAAAGAUAAUUUAUUGAUAACUUAGUUUGUACGUGGAGAAAAUAAUGAAACCUGUACACGCUUUAUGUAAAUUAGGUAAGCUAAGAAGAAAAUUAAUAUAGUGUUUAAAAUAAAAUCUAGGUAAUUCAACAAAAGAUUAAUUAUAUAUAUUGUUAACGAUGAGUGAAGCAUGUGUGAAAUGUUUCCGCCCCCCACACCCCACAAGGGGACAAGGGACAUUUCAAAGAAAGUAUUGUCACCUCGCUGUGGUUAAAAGUCUCAAAUUUUUUCAUAAAAUAAAAUACUCGUUAACACUUGAUUUGUGGACACCCUAUUAAAAAAGUAAAAGUUCUUAAUCAUUCUUUUAACUGAAGUGUCAAAUAUGAUUUUUUUGGAUACCCUACGCCAAUGAAAUUUGGCUCAAUUUGAGAUUUGUGGUCUUGUUAUGCCGUUCUAUGCGUUAUAAUUGAGAAAAUAAAAAUAACAAGAUGAGAGAAGAGAUUGUUAUCAAUUGUUAGUAUCCGCAAUAUUUGGACACUUGUGGCCAUCAUAUUCUAUAGAAGACUCACAUAAUUUUGUGAACUACCCUACUCUACAUUGUCUUUGUACUUCAAACGAAAUCAUGUACACCCUACUUACCAUAAAUCUAUACGUUUGUUUAGUAAAAAUAAGAGUGUGUGCUCUAUUACAAAAUGAAAAUUUCACGCUUUUCGGCUAAGCGGUUACGAUCGUGCAUCGGCGACACGAACGCCACUAUAUAUCUAACAUAUGUAAUCGUACAUAGGUAUAUAACGAAAACGGAUGAACUAAAUAAGAUGUAUGUUUAAUCUCGCGUAACUCGUGAUAAACAUUUACCUCAUAUUGAAGCAAUACUAGUAUAUGCGCAGCGUGUUCGCGCACAAUCGUUAUCGUCCUAAUUGGUAAGUGUUCGUAUAGAAUCGUGCGUACAAAUUUAUUUAUAGUAGGCGGAUUGUUAAAAAACAAAAAGCAAUAUGUAUUUUUCUAGAAUUUAUUAUCAAUGUGCUAAAUUAUAAAACGAGAGAAUGGAGAAACUCGCGUAAGAGGCGAUUUCCACUUAUCAUAAUGUAAAAGAUACCGUAGUAGAUCUUAUUAUAUAUUUAUUUUAUGUGUAUAUGUUUUAUAUUUGACGAUAAUAUUAUUUUGUUAUAUUUUCUUGACCUCGUAACUCCAAAACAUUAUAUAUAUUCAAUGAGCUCUCUUAAUAGCGCUCCGAAAACAAACUAGUUUCGUGUUUUGAAAAAAAAAACCAAAAAAAAUAAACAAAUCGCACGCGUUCGUACGAAAAUUUGCCAAAACCGGGACGGACGGUUUUUAAUGACUUUUACUUUAUUAGCCGGCUAGAGUAGACGUUCUUGUUUCUUUCCGACGUAGCUUAUAUCGGUAGCGUGUUAAGCGUACGAUUUAUAUUCGUAUACAAUAAGGGUCUGUUCACAUUUAAUCGCCGUGUACCAGAGGUCUGUUGGAGGAUGGAUACGCCAUAUGAGUUUGUAAGGAAAAUGUAUGUAGUGGUGAUCUUUGAUGGAUUUAAAACGAGUUAUUUCUCGUUUUGUUUUGCUGGCAUCGAUUUGAGGGGCUGUUUGUUUGUGAGAUGAAGUUGUGACUGUGUUAUUAUUUCUAUUCAAACGUUGCUUUUAAAUGUAUUUUUGUCUCGAGCAGUGGAUUCGUAAGGUUUUCGUACGAACUAGAUUUUUUUUCAUAUCGCCCAACAGUAUAUUAUUAUUAUAUCGGUUGUCGUAGUCAAACGCAUUGUCGGUGAUGGUAGUUGUAUAUUACAAAUAUAUUGAGGUAAUUUAACAGCGACGCGAUUAAAUGUGACGAGACCCGCGCGUAACGUAUAUGUAAGAUGUACAAAAUUAUUUGAUACGCGACAAUUAACGUUAGAUUCUGAAUAUAUCGAUAUAUUCGCAAAUAGUUGAAAAAUCGUAAAAAUUCGAUUGCUACUUGUAGAGUUAUUGGAAAGAGGAUUGCGAUUGGAGAGAGUUGAGAGAGAUUAUCCGGAAGGUCGACGGUUCGAUUUAUUUUGAGGCUAAGCGUGUGUAGUGUUUGAUAAGCUGUGAAAAUUGAACUAAAAAUUCGUUAUAAGUCGAUUGCGUUAUACAUGCAUGUUGCGAUGAAUUGCGUUGUAAUGAAAAUUCCGAUAUAGGGCGGUUUAGUUGAAUGAAAGAAAUAGUUGGGUUUAUCAUGUCUGCCCGUGGAUGGUGAACGAUUUAUAAAUAAGCGAUGCUUUCUCGAACGUUCUCUAUGAGUGUUCGGGAAAGUGGAAAAUGGAAUUUUCGCAAGGAUGUGGAUUGUCCCCCGCGUGUAUCGAAUGUUUACGUUCGAAUAGAUGUGUUUGGACUCUCGAAAUAUCAUCGGGCUACGUUUUUCGUGACAAUCUGAUCGAGUCAAACAGGAUCGAAGGAAAUGCAUAAAAAUAUAAAUAUUAGUGCCUAUUCAUUCUUUAUAUAGAAAUAGAUAUAUUAUACAAAUUAUUAUUAUACAAUAUUAUAUACGGUUAACGGUCAAAUAACGCCUUACAAUAGUGCUAGUAAUGUCUAUAUUGCAUCAGCGUUUAUAACGGUGCGUCCACGCAGUACUAAAGUUGUAACUUCCAUAUACGAUAUCGAUUUUGUGUUAUGUAGGUUAGAGGUAUGCGAAAAUUCGCACCGUUUUUACUUGGUGCCGGCUCUGUUUAGUCACACUAUUGAUUAGAGUCAGUGACGGGCUCCGUGUGGGCGGAUGAGGUGGGGCAGAGAUGCCACAACGUAAUGGAAAAUUGCCCGGGAUAAAAUUUUAUUGGGGAAACCUGUCCCGUACCCCUGGGACGUGUAGGUUCAUUUUGUUAAAGAAACACCUGUUAUACUUUGCUUUAAAAAUCAAGCAUACGAUAGUGAACUUGGAGCUUGAACGGUUUUUCGUGAAACUAUCGCUUAGUCACAUAUUAUAGAGAUUUUAUUUAAAUAUACGUUUAGUCUAUUAUAUUUUCUAGGUACGGCGAUGGGUGGGAAAACAAAGAGUUAUUAUUACACCUACAUUUUUAAACCAUCUCAUAUUUUAACAGCUUAAAUAUUAUCUAAAAUUUGGUUUUCCAAAUGAGAAAUUAUGUAAAUGUAUUCAUAAUAGCUUUUAAUUUAAUUCGCUUACUGUAUAAAAUGUAAUACUUUUAUUACAUUUGAAGGCUUUGAGCCGUUUUUUUUUAUUGUAAUCGUAGUUUGCUUCUAACGAGUAUAUUAGAAUUAUAGAGUGCAGUGCGACACGACCGCUCACUAGCGCUGCUGCGGCUCGACUGAAGCGAAAUGAAUAUUUCAUUAUAAUGUUUUUCAAUCUACCCGCAAGCGUUGUCGACUAUAAUGAUAAUAUGCUCGUUUGGCUAUAGUAAUUAUUUUUGUUGUUGCGUGUAUUGAAACUACAUUUUUUUUAUUGUUAAAUAGGAUAAGUUAGUUUUAUAGCUGUGGAUAUUUUUUCAACGUGACUCCUAAUUUGCAAUUCAUAUAAUAUUGCAUUGACUUUGUUUCGAAGCGGAUAACUGUGUUGCAUAAAUACCCACGUGUAUAUAGAGUUGUUUAUUAUUAUUAUUAUUAUUUUUCUUUUCUCUUAUAUUUAAGAAUUAUUGUAAUAAUUAGUUUAGACAAUGUGUCACUGACUUAGUUUGUAGUGUACAAAGAUGAAAAAAUUAACAAUGGGACCGUCGGAAAAAAUGACAGCAAACGAAAUGAGGCGACGGUUAAAAAAAUAUUUUUUAAAAUUCAAGUCAGUACAUAUUUGAGGCGGUGUGUAAAAUAGUUGUGCACAAGAAAAAAGCGGCUUGUGAUGUUUUGUUUGUAAAAAAUGUUGACAAAAAAGAGUGUGACCGCCCAAAAAAAAAAAAAAAA
This is a messenger RNA of Zerene cesonia (dogface butterfly), 7736 nucleotides long. RefSeq names its product RNA-binding protein 26-like (gene swm). Gene Ontology annotation, cellular component: nucleus. The coding region runs from base 170 to 2614 and encodes 814 amino acids. Gene Ontology annotation, molecular function: RNA binding; metal ion binding. Gene Ontology annotation, biological process: mRNA processing. The record is from RefSeq and is a predicted model, not a curated record. The transcript has 23 exons. Lineage: Eukaryota; Metazoa; Arthropoda; Insecta; Lepidoptera; Pieridae.